GUUCCGGAAGCUCUGCCAUCGUAUUAUCAAUGCAACUACUUUCACCAACAUCAUCCUCCUCUUCAUCUUACUGUCAUCUGUUUCUUUGGCUGCUGAGGAUCCCAUCGACCCCAUGUCCUUCAGGAACCAGGUGUUGGCCUAUGCUGAUAUAGUCUUCACUUCAGUGUUCACAGCGGAAAUUGUGCUCAAGAUGACAACAUACGGUGCCAUUCUUCACAAAGGGUCUUUCUGCCGGAACUCUUUCAACAUAUUGGAUCUUCUGGUGGUCAGUGUAUCUCUCCUGUCGAUGGGCAUGGAAUCCAGUGCCAUCUCAGUGGUGAAGAUUUUAAGGGUGUUAAGGGUGCUCCGGCCCCUGAGGGCCAUCAACAGAGCCAAGGGACUCAAGGCAUGCAGUGUCUAUGAAUAUACAUGCAGUCUUAAAAACGGCCUCAAGCUGACAUGA
Micropterus salmoides (largemouth bass) is the source of this 442-nucleotide messenger RNA. RefSeq names its product dihydropyridine-sensitive L-type skeletal muscle calcium channel subunit alpha-1-like. Gene Ontology annotation, molecular function: high voltage-gated calcium channel activity. The record is from RefSeq and is a predicted model, not a curated record. The transcript is spliced from 4 exons. Gene Ontology annotation, cellular component: membrane; voltage-gated calcium channel complex. Lineage: Eukaryota; Metazoa; Chordata; Actinopteri; Centrarchiformes; Centrarchidae. Gene Ontology annotation, biological process: calcium ion import across plasma membrane. The annotation marks the transcript as partial.